Triplophysa dalaica is the source of this 2271-nucleotide messenger RNA. RefSeq names its product LIM domain only 3 (gene lmo3). Gene Ontology annotation, cellular component: nucleus. The transcript has 4 exons. The record is from RefSeq and is a predicted model, not a curated record. Gene Ontology annotation, molecular function: DNA-binding transcription factor binding; transcription coactivator activity. Bases 458 to 895 code for a protein of 145 amino acids. Lineage: Eukaryota; Metazoa; Chordata; Actinopteri; Cypriniformes; Nemacheilidae. Gene Ontology annotation, biological process: positive regulation of transcription by RNA polymerase II.
UCUAAUUACCGGGCCAUAAUUGGGGGCUAGGGAAUAGGUUGCCGUCCUCUCAACUCGCUGCAGAUCAAUUAUGUUAAGAGAACAUCUGUAAGUAGAACUUAAUGAGGUCCAUUAGAGCAACAUGCGCUGCCUUCCCUAACGGUGCUUGUCAGCUUCUUGGAUGAGUUGGAGUGCGCUACUAACUAGGGACCUGGUGAAGGUGCUUAAAUAGGCGAGGAGACGUGCGGGCCGGCUCAGGUCUGUUUUGCUUUGCUGCCGGGGAGGGAAGGAGACCGCGAGAGGAGAAACAUCCAUUGUGGGGAGUCUUUUAAAGCGGGACUGAGAAGAGAGCAAGCGGGGAAGGAGUUGCACUGAGGCGGGCUGAGCGUUUGUACCCAGACACCUGGAACUUGAAAAAGGAACGGCUAUAUUUGAGCAACCAACUCUUCUUACGUGGCAACUUUUCCUCGGUAUACAAAUGCUCUCCGUCCAGCCGGACACCAAGCCAAAGGGCUGUGCCGGCUGCAACCGGAAAAUCAAGGAUCGCUACCUGCUGAAGGCCCUGGACAAAUACUGGCACGAAGAUUGCCUCAAAUGCGCAUGCUGCGACUGUAGACUCGGAGAGGUGGGCUCCACUCUCUACACCAAAGCCAAUCUCAUCCUCUGUCGGAGAGACUAUCUACGGUUGUUCGGUGUGACGGGGAACUGUGCAGCGUGCAGUAAACUCAUCCCAGCAUUCGAGAUGGUCAUGAGAGCCAAGGAGAAUGUUUAUCACCUGGACUGCUUUGCCUGCCAGCUGUGUAACCAGAGGUUCUGCGUUGGAGACAAGUUCUUCCUGAAGAACAACAUGAUCUUGUGCCAGACGGACUAUGAGGAGGGUCUGAUGAAGGAGGGCUAUGCGCCACAGGUCCGCUGAGCUCCCCUUCUAGCGGCCCUGUGCACACCAGGGGAAGAGCUGAGAGAGGACCUGAAGGGGACAUGCAAUCAAACACAAAGCACUAGCGUCCUCUCCAGCCCCUGGCCCCAGUCAACUGUAUAUAUGAAGACCCUAGAUAAGGGAAAGUACUGUACAGAUUAGCCAUAGAGACGUUUUUUGGUAAGUGGGAGAAAAUGAAGAUCUCACGAGAGGCAUGACGACGGUCUCGGACAUCGACUUUGGUCAUGAUGAUGAUGAUUGAUGGCUUCAUGAAGACUCAAUUUGAGAGCCCCGCUUCAAGACCCCUAUCCACCCCAUGGCAAUGCCACUUUUUACUUCUUUCAAAAGUUCCCUGGCCGUGGAAUUUAACCUAAAAAAUAAGCUAGAUAUUUAUUUUAAGAAAAAAAGGGAGUCACGUAAACAAAAUGUUUUUAUAACGGAUCUUUGAGCCAGACAUCAAAAUCAAAACUAACGAAUAGCGAAAACAAUUCCCUAACUUCUAUCACCCUGUUUUGUACCUAAAAGAUGUCACUAAAAACAUUUAAGUAUGACUGUAUGUGAUGGGGUUGGUGGGCUAUGAAAAAAGGGUGUUUGUUACUUUCACUGUAUUUAUUUAAUAUGCUUUUUUGUUGUUGCGCAUUAUACAAAGGCUCUGUCCCUGAUGUGUUUAUACCUGAAUUGAAUCACAGUUCAGCCGUCAAACAUCUCCUCUAGACAACCUGUUUCUCAAUGUCAUGUAUUUUGUGCGGCACAUGUUGCUCAGCAGGCGUAAUCUCAAAACAAUCAGGUCAAAUAAACUGUUGGCAUUAACAGAACAAUUUAAUACCCGGUCUGAGGAUUUGCCGUCACCAGGAUUUGUUUACUGUGGAGGCGAUGAUCAAGCGCACAUCACUACCGUAACCUUCAGAGUUGAUCAUCCUUUUAUGGAUACGGCUACCUUUAAAGACAGAGGGCGCAGCCAAUAGGCAAAAUGUGAAGACAAACUUAAUUUGUAUAUGGUGGUUGUACAUAUUUAAAAAAAGAUUCCUUUUUGCUUGCUAUUGUAUAUGGAUUUUCUUUUAAUGUGUUAUUCAGCAUGAGAUGUUUAUUUUUAGGAUGUGUACAUACUGUACUGUAAUCAUUUUAAGCACAAAUGUAAUACAGUUUUAUUGUGUUAGCACUGUGUGUUGACUUCUAUUCUUCACUUUUUGUCUAAAAAGCAUUCAUUUGUCUAACAAUAUUACACGUAACACUUUACAACACUUUCUAAAGCGUAACAUGUAACACUUAACAAAUAUCUUUACAGCACGUAACACUUUACAUCAUUUAUUCAUCUUUAAUUUGAAUAUUUACUAAUGCAUUUUAAAAAGUAAAACGUCUGCUAACAUUUAACAUGA